AUGGCGGAAAAUUACAUUCUACAAGUUACAGCCGGUUCAAAAUACGAUGUCAGUACACAUCAGAUUGUACCGGUCAAUCAAGCAAAGACAGUUAGGAUUGAGAACGAACUUUGCGAGGUAGAUUUGAAUGUCAGGAUCCAAGAUUAUCGCGGACUACCCAAAUCGUCGCCCACUACCUCACCAUACUUUGCUCUGCCACCGCAUGAUAAGAAUAAAGAUCAAUAUAGUAUCGGGUUUCGAUUCAAACCAAAGAAGGAUAUCAAUGCGGAUGAUUUGGUUUUUGGAAACGAUUUUGACCAUCCAAUUAGAGAUCGUCUGCCCCCGGGGUUCAACACAGCUUUCAGGAUCGUGAAGUGGAUGGUAGAUCCAGGGUUGGACGGAGAUGUUUAUGCAGACGAACCAUAUUUGUAUGGACCAGCGGCCAGUUCAUUCAAUGUGCUGUACGUUGGGGAGGGAGGAGAGGGAGAUGGUGAGGAGGAAGAGAAUGCGGGGUUGGUGUUUGAGGAGGGCGGGGAUGAGGAGGGUGAGGAACACCGGGAGGAGUGUGGAAUUCCGGAUGGGGAGGCGGCGAGGAAGAAAUACUUCUUGACGGAGGCAAAUAGGAAAGAAUGGGAUUGGGAAGAGGGAAGAACUUAUGGGUGUGAUUUUUUUAAUGCAUAUCUAGAUUUUAACAAUUUCUCUCUCAAAUUACCAGGAUUUACAAUGCCGAUAAUGAAAUAUUGGGAUGGGCAAGGUCUUCGGAAAGAGCAAAAGCGCUCACAUACGCUCAGAUAUGUAUUGAAAAAUCGCAAGACUGGAGAAGUCUUAUUCGUGGUUGUUUUUACGCUUUAUCUGAAAGAAGACGUGGAUGAGAAUGGGAACUUGAAGGCGGGUGUUGAAGGAGGGAAACCUUUUGAUCAGCUACCUAAGGAUGUUGCCGAGAAACAUUUAAGAGAGAAGAAUGGGGAAGCGGAAAGUGAGAAGGAGGUAGAGAAGGUGGAGCAAUCUACUAACGACGGCGAUGAUAGUGAUAUUGAUUAA
Messenger RNA from Botrytis fragariae, 1020 nucleotides. RefSeq names its product putative bax-like protein. The record is from RefSeq and is a predicted model, not a curated record. The coding region runs from base 1 to 1020 and encodes 339 amino acids. The transcript has 4 exons. Lineage: Eukaryota; Fungi; Ascomycota; Leotiomycetes; Helotiales; Sclerotiniaceae.